Chilo suppressalis (striped riceborer) is the source of this 1380-nucleotide messenger RNA. The record is from the annotation of a GenBank genome assembly. Lineage: Eukaryota; Metazoa; Arthropoda; Insecta; Lepidoptera; Crambidae.
AAAGCAUCGUUCAUUUCAUACACCGGUGUGUGCGGUGCGGCGUACAUACAAUCAAUGCGUUACGGGAGGGGAGCCUUUACGCAUGUUACAUGUUACAACCAACGGAGUGUCUCAGUACGAGCCUUGUUACCGGUUCCCGACACCUCGUCGCUGGUAUCGCCGGACACCUCUGCGCCUGCGCGAGGAUCCGCAACUCUGCUACGCGGAAAACCUGCGCCAGAGUGUUGACAACGACCUACGCUACAGGCAGACGCCUGUGCAGCAACACAACUACAAACAGAUCCUCGAUGAUAUGGUCGAUAAAAGAAAGAAAGAAAUAAAAGAUGAAAAAAAGCGGACCUUGGACUACGAACGCAAAAUGCAUACUAUGGAAGGGCCAUGGGGACGACCAGGCCCUGGAGGUGCCGCUUGGAGGAACCCUCGUGACAUCGGUUUAAAUUUCACAAAGUCUAUGGGUUGGACAGAUAACGAAAUUUUUAAUAAAUUACAAGGGGAUCAAAAACUCUACAAGAGAUCUUCGCUAGCUUUACCUAAAGUAAAGAGAGACGAUGAUACUAAAGAGCAAAUAGAAGCAGAUAAAGAAAACGAGAAACCAUGCAAUACUGACAAAUUACCUGACAUCAAGCAAACGAAAAUCGUUAAUGAGAGCAGUCCAGAAAAUAAAAGUGACGAAAAACUUACUAAAGAAGCCAACGGUAACGGUAAAGGGAAACGUAGUCCUAAGAAAAGUAAAUUUGUAAAGAGGCUGUCUAAUGGUGAUAGAGUGCAGAAAGUUGUUCCUGAUGAUAACUGGGAUGCUGGUAGCGCGAUAAGACAAGAGGGAGAUACUUCCAAAGGUGCAGAAAAGAAGCUGACGCCUGAGGCAAACAUUCUUCGCGUGACGGGUGGAAUAGAACUAGUACCAUUGCUUGCGAGGAGACGCCGUGUCGGCGCUCGAACUUUGCCUUCGAGUGACGUCACUAGAACCCCAGAGCAACAAUGCCAAUGGCGUGAAAUCGACAUACAAUACCUGAGAGAUUUGAAACAUCAAAUACGAGUGAAAAAUCAACAAAUUGAGGAGAAACGAAAGAACUCUGCGGAGAGUGUGAUCCGCCACCACGAGACUUGGCAGUCGAUGUGGGGCCGUCCAGGUCACGGAGCGCCCGUGGAGCGAGGUCGAUACGCGCGCAGCAACCUGGCACAACUGCUGUACGUCGCUCCCUUGUCAAAUGCGCCAGAAUCCCAAAACUCUCCAGUGAGAAUGCGCUGGCGAAACUAAAUGCUCGCCCCGACUCAUCGUAAAGUUUGCGCUGCAAUCUGCUGCUUGUCAAUGCAAACUUUAUUCGAUUUGAAACCAUUGUGCAUUGCCUGCACUGUUCCAGCUCUACCAACAAACACUGC